AUGCCCCGAUUUGCACCAGACAGCUGGAAUCCCGCGGUCAACAUCACAUCAUGGUUUCUUAUGAGCUCGACCAUCCUGUGUGUGAUGGCCCGGCUGACCACGAAAUGGCUCAUCUUUCGAAAAUUGACGACCGAUGAUCAUCUCAUUAUUGUAUCACUCGUGAGUUCUUUCAUUGUCGUUGAAUUCGAGCUGCUCGGUUCACAGUCAUUGACACCGUUAUGUCCAUACCAGGCAUUCUGCAUAGGAAACACUAUUGCGCUCUCCAUGGCCACGGCCAACGGAUAUGGCGAUCACACGGACGCGACGUCGAGGGUAAAACAAGACGCUGUUAUGAAGUCUCAAUUUGCGGCCAUGCUGCUCUUUACACUUAGUUUACUGUUCUCGAAACUGUCCAUGAUAAGCUUUAUUCGCGGUCUUUCUCCUACUAUUCGGGAUCGGCGAUUCGCACAUGUCGUCCAGGGCUUGGUAGUGGCAAUUGGAAUCGCGACAUUUCUUGGAUCCGCAUUCGAGUGUCGGCUCCCAAAAACAUGGGAUUAUAUUCAUGGAAAAUGCAUCGAUAAGAUGUCCUGGACGACGUUUAUAACCAUCACCACGAUGAUCACCGAUUUUCUGAUCGUCGUCCAAUCCAUGCUUUUGAUCGUGCAUAUCCAGGCAACGGUCAAGAAGAAGGCCUUGUUUGCGAGUAUAUUCCUCCCUCGCGGGCUGGUAAUCGCCUCGUCCCUCACCCACCUGAUCCUCGCGCAUAAAGCCUCUCCUGAGGAUCCAUUCAUCGCGUCGGCUCCCUCGACAAUCUGUAUGCAGAUCACGCAGUCGCUCAGCAUCGUCACGGCUUGCUGGGGUCAAUUAAAACCCUUCCUCGAUCGCAUCCGCUCCGACGCGUUCAAGCUCUCCGGCGCCGAAUGGACCAAGUCGCAUACUUCGUCCGGCGCAGGGGCAAGCAAGGGGGACAGAACGACAAAUUCACAUUCGCGGUCGCGGCUGAGAUCGAAGGGCUCAAGAAAUGGACUAGGGUUGGAUUUCGUGCCCGAGCCGAUGAAGAAGACAAGAACGAGAACGAUGAUCUCCGUGGGGGAAGAUGAGUGGGAUAAGGGAAGUCAGUCGAGCGAGACGUGUAUCAUCCGUGAAACGCGAAGUUUUGCCAUUGUGGAGGAAACACUGUGGCUGUCGUUUUUCGAUGGUCUCAUCUUGGAAUAUCCUCAACCCUCAUCUACCCCCAUGGACCCACUGUCCGGCGCUGCAAGUGUCAUAGCAGUCAUCCAACUCACUUGUGGAAUCGUAGAGAUUUGCGGGACGUAUAUCAGCAAGGUGGAAGGCGCAAAACAGGAUAUUAUCCAGUUGCAACAGAGCGCUGGGGCUCUCCUGGAAGUGUUAAAAAGCCUUGACGACCUCCUUCACGAUCAAAACAGCCGGGUACUCACUACUAUGAACAAGCUAUCCGACCACAUUACAGCGUGCCGCGGAUCACUCACUGAGUUGAAGGAGAAAAUCGAUCCAGAGACACGACAUCAACGAUCGAAGAAAUGGCUCUUCCGUGCCCUGAAAUGGCCCCUCAAGCGCACAGAGGUCACCAACAUAGUUGAUGAUUUUGAAGGUUACAAAACUCUGUUUAGUCUGGCGAUAGAAAUUGACCAAACAAGACUCUCCAAUACUAUCAACCAAAAGAUCUACUUGAGCGGAUUGCAAAUUGCAAAAGGUGUAGCGUUUGAUUCCUACGAAAACAACCACGACGAAUGUCUUCCAGGAACCCGAGUUGAAUUACUUCAGACAAUCGAAGAAUGGGCAAAGUCGUCCCACGGAACGUGUAUAUUCUGGCUGAAUGGCAUGGCUGGAACAGGAAAAUCGACAAUUUCCCGGACUUUCGCGAGCAGUCUGAAAAGGCUGAAGCUUCUCGGGGGGGGGUUCUUCUUCAAAAGAGGCGAAGAAGAUAGAGGGAAUGCAAAGAGACUUUAA
Messenger RNA from Aspergillus affinis, 1950 nucleotides. RefSeq lists its product as uncharacterized. Bases 1 to 1950 code for a protein of 649 amino acids. Lineage: Eukaryota; Fungi; Ascomycota; Eurotiomycetes; Eurotiales; Aspergillaceae. The record is from RefSeq and is a predicted model, not a curated record. The transcript has 6 exons.